GCUUGUUCAGAAAAGAGAGGAAGGCAAUCACUCAGCAGCACUAAAACGAUGGAGUUGACUUGCUGCUGUAAAAAAAACAAAACUACUUGACUUGAUAACCCUUAAUCUCAAGCAAUCAUUAUCCAUUAAUACAAGUCUCCCUUUUUCCUCCUCUACAAAUCAAUUCCAUUUCAACACACACACAGAGGGAGAAUCAGAAUAACACUCAAAAACAUCCACAUGACAAUACCAGCACCUCUAUCCCUUGUUCAAUUAACAAUUUACUCUCUUCUAACCUCCUUUCUCAUCCUGAGCCAUGCAGGCUCUGUCUCUCAGUCUCAGCUUCAUGCUCAAGAACAUGCAGUCCUACUGAAUAUAAAGCUCCACCUGCAAAAUCCACCAUUCCUCACUCACUGGACCUCAUCAAACACCUCCCACUGCUUAUGGCCAGAGAUCACCUGCACCAGAGGCUCUGUCACCGGGUUGACUCUGGUCAACGCCAGCAUCACUCAAACCAUACCACCUUCCCUAUGUAACCUCACAAACCUCACACACGUUGACUUCAGCAAGAAUUUCAUUCCUGGUGGUUUCCCAACAUCUCUCUACAAGUGCUCCAAGCUGGAGUACCUCGACCUUUCGAUGAACAACUUUGUUGGUUUCAUUCCUCAUGACAUUCACCGCUUGGUUAACCUGCAACACCUUAAUCUCGGUUCAACAAACUUCACUGGUGACAUUCCCGCGAGUGUUGGAGCUUUGAAGGAACUGAGAUACCUCCAACUUCAGUAUUGUCUGCUUAAUGGAACUUUCCCUGAUGAGGUUGGUAACUUGCUCAAUCUUGAAUUCUUGGACGUGUCUUCUAAUUUUUUGCUCCCUUCAAGGAUUCCAUCAAGCUUAACCAGGUUGAACAAGCUGAGAUUCUUUCAUAUGUUUGGUUCGAACUUGGUAGGGGAAAUCCCUGAAGCCAUUGGAGGAAUGGUGGCAUUGGAGAAUUUGGAUAUAUCUCAAAACAAUUUAACUGGAAAAAUUCCCAGUGGUUUGUUCAUGCUGAAGAAUCUGAGCAUACUGUAUCUUUACAAUAACAAUCUUUCUGGGGAAAUACCUGGUAUGGUUGAAGCAUUGAAUUUGACUGACCUUGAUAUUUUACAGAACAACCUUUCUGGGAAAAUACCAGAAGAUUUUGGAAAGCUCCAAAAGUUAACUAGGUUGAGUUUGUCUAUGAAUAGCUUGUCAGGGGAGGUACCGAAAAGCAUAGGUCGUCUUCAAUCUCUGAUAUACUUUCAUGUAUUCAUGAACAACUUGUCAGGUACUCUACCUUCUGACUUUGGCUUGUACUCAAAGCUUGAGUCUUUUCAAGUUGCAUCUAACAAUUUCAAGGGAAGGUUGCCAGAGAACUUGUGUUAUCAUGGUGAGUUGUUUAAUUUAACUGUUUAUGAAAAUCAUUUCACUGGGGAGUUGCCAGAAUCACUUGGAAAUUGCAGUAGCCUACUUGAUCUGAAAGUUUAUAGUAAUGAGUUUUCUGGUAACAUUCCUAGUGGUCUUUGGACUUCCAAUUUGGUUAAUUUCAUGGCAAGCUAUAAUAAUUUCACUGGUGAGCUUCCUGAAAGACUGUCUUCAAGUAUUUCACGCGUUGAGAUAAGCUACAAUAAUUUUUAUGGUAGAAUUCCAAGGGAAGUAUCUUCAUGGAAGAAUGUGGUAGAAUUUAAAGCCAGUAAGAACUACCUUAAUGGAAGUAUUCCUCAAGAGCUAACAGCUCUUCCCAAGCUAACAAAGCUGUUGCUUGAUCAGAACCAGCUCAAUGGGCCACUUCCAUCACAUUUAAUAUCUUGGAAGUCACUAGUGACUCUAAAUUUGAGCCAUAACCAACUCUCUGGACAAAUCCCAGCUUCAAUUGGUCUUUUAGUUGUCCUUAGUGAGCUUGACCUGUCAGAAAAUCAAUUCUCUGGCCAAAUUCCGGCUAUACUUCCCAGAAUCACCAAGCUCAAUCUAUCCUCCAAUUUUUUGACUGGGGAGAUCCCAAUUGAGCUUGAAAAUUCUGUGGAUUCCACCAGCUUUUUGAACAAUUCUGGCCUCUGUUCUGAUACCCCAUUGCUAAACCUUACCUUGUGCAAUUCUAGCCUUCAAAACCCAACCAAAGGCUCAUCUUGGUCUCCUUUUUUGGUUACAAUCCUGGUGGUUGUAGCAUUUUUACUGGCUUUAUCAGCAUCCCUCCUGAUUAUCAAACUUCACAGAAAAAGAAAGCAAGGAUUGGAGAAUUCAUGGAAGCUCAUUUCCUUUCAAAGGUUGAGUUUCACAGAAUCAAACAUAGUGUCCUCAAUGACAGAACAUAAUAUCAUUGGCAGUGGUGGAUUUGGGACAGUAUACCGUGUUGCUGUUGAUGGUUUAGGCUAUCUUGCUGUGAAAAAGAUCUCGGGUGACAGAAAGUUAGACCGAAAGCUCGAGACUUCAUUUCAUGCAGAGGUUAAAAUAUUGAGCAAUAUUCGGCAUAACAACAUUGUGAAGUUGCUGUGCUGUAUCUCUAAAGAGGACUCUUUGCUCCUUGUGUAUGAGUAUUUGGAAAACCAUAGCCUAGAUAGGUGGCUGCAUAAGAGUGAUUCAUCCGCUGUUUUUCCGGGUUCAACCCAUCAUGUUGUCCUUGAUUGGCCAAAGAGACUGCGAAUAGCCAUUGGGGUUGCCCAUGGUUUGUGCUACAUGCACCAUGAUUGUUCACCCCCUAUUGUUCAUCGAGAUAUAAAGACAAGCAACAUCCUUUUGGAUACUGGAUUCAAUGCAAAAGUUGCUGAUUUUGGUCUGGCUAGGAUGUUAAUGAAGUCGGGGCAAUUUAACACCAUGUCAGCUGUUAUUGGCUCAUUUGGCUACAUGGCACCAGAAUAUGUUCAGACAACUCGAGUCAGUGUAAAGGUUGAUGUCUAUAGCUUUGGGGUUGUCCUGUUGGAACUUGCAACUGGUAAAGAGGCUAAUUAUGGUGAUGAGCACUCAUCUCUUGCAGAAUGGGCGUGGCGCCAUGUUCAUGUAGGAAGCAAUAUAGAAGAGUUGCUAGACCAUGAUUUCGUGGAACCUAGUUGCUUGGAUGAAAUGUGCUGCGUUUUUAAACUUGGGAUCAUGUGCACUGCAAUACUUCCUGCAAGCAGGCCUUCCAUGAAGGAGGUCGUAAACAUAUUGCUUCGCUGCGAAGAAGGAUUUAGUUCUGGGGAGAGGAAUCUUGGACUUGGGUAUGAUGCUGUUCCAUUGCUUAAGAAUUCAAAACGGGAGAGUAGGUUGCAUGUUGUUGAUAGUGAUAGUGACUAAGGAACUAGUGGAACUCCGGAUUUGGAUUCCCUGCAAUCUUCAAUUCACACAUUCAAGUAAUCUGAGUCGUUCGAACGACUCAUAUGUCUUUGUAAGAUCAAAGGAUUUAGAUAACUUCAAAAUUUGCGGUGUUAGUUCUUUGAUCGAACGACUCAAUUACUUGACCAUGACAAAAGGGAAUCCAAAUUCGUGGAACUCUUCCAUAGAAGGCACCACCACCAUGGUGCGCCAUCCUCAUUGAACAUGUAGAACAAGCCAAACAUGGUUUGUAGAGGGAAGAAAAUGGAAUCCAACAUGUUGUAUAUACAAAAAUGGUGUGCAUGCUGUAUAUGUCUGCAAUUUUGUCACAUCAUUCUCUUCCGAGCACCUGGACAAAAUGUAUAGUUAUAUAAGGUAUGGAAAUGAGAUAUUUAAUGAUAAAUUUCAGUUUUGUCUAA
Molecule: messenger RNA, 3701 nt
Organism: Lotus japonicus
Lineage: Eukaryota; Viridiplantae; Streptophyta; Magnoliopsida; Fabales; Fabaceae
Product: receptor-like protein kinase HSL1
Exons: 2
Coding region: 220-3264 (1014 amino acids)
Biological process (GO): protein phosphorylation
Molecular function (GO): protein binding; ATP binding; protein kinase activity
Source: RefSeq, a predicted model, not a curated record